AUUAUUAAUUCCAUUUUCUCCUUAACAGUAUGGAAUGGAUAUUUUGUUUUAGUGUUUUUGUUAUUAUCAGUUCUGUACAUAUUAGUAGUCUCAGACAUGGAGUUUGUCAAGAAUACAGAAGAUUUGAAGAAGGGAAUACAUACAGAAGUAAACCAGUGACGUUUUGUUGUGACAAUUUUCACAAGAAGAAUGGAGUCUGUGUUGAAUGUCCGAUCGGUCACCAUUCAACUGGAGUUCAGUGUAAAAAAUGCAACGAUGAUCAAUAUGGAAGAAAAUGUGCAGACAUAUGCAGAUGUACUACCAAAGAAAGGUGUGAUCAUGUGUCAGGAUGCGUGGCUAAAUAUGACAGAACGGACACGACUGUAACACUUAGAAACUAUUCUUCUGUUACUCAUGCAACAGACAGAACGGACACUACUGCAACAAAUGAAAUCUACUCUUCCGGUAGUCAGGUAUCAGUAGAUUAUAAGAGAAGCACUGCAUUUGAUUCGAACAAAGAAGCGGAUGAUAUAUCUAAGUCGAUGACACCACGGGAAACCGUAUUGUUGGUUGUCCUACUAUUCCUUGGUCUUCUGAUGUGUCUUGGCAUGAUGUAUAUUUUUCGAAUAAAAAAAGGCAUGAUUUUGAAAAUUACUCCACGUACAAAGAUUGAAUUGAAAUCAUUUAAUAUCACACAACAAACGGAAGAGGGAAGUGAAGGCAUAUAUAACGAAAUAGACGAAUCAGUAAUGCCAGAAACGUUGACACCGUUAGCCCGCGGGACACAAUUACACAACUCUUACUUAGACAUGUUACCGUUAGCCCUCGGUACACAAUUAAACAACCCUUACUUAGACAUGUUGGGAGUGAAGAAUAGUCCAUGCAACAUAUCAAACAACAAAGAACAUUAUCACUCAGACGGUUAUUUAAGACAAGAUACCAUUGCACAGCAUCAUCAAAUUAACAAAAUAAGUUUAUCAAGAAGUAGCUGCAGUGCCUCUAGUGUUUUACCGAAUAAAACUGAAUCGUCAGCAAAAAGUAGCAGAUGA
Mytilus trossulus (common blue mussel) is the source of this 1028-nucleotide messenger RNA. RefSeq lists its product as uncharacterized. The transcript has 9 exons. The record is from RefSeq and is a predicted model, not a curated record. The coding region runs from base 30 to 1028 and encodes 332 amino acids. NCBI's taxonomy places the organism in Eukaryota, Metazoa, Mollusca, Bivalvia, Mytilida, Mytilidae.